Molecule: messenger RNA, 554 nt
Organism: Cyanistes caeruleus (blue tit)
Lineage: Eukaryota; Metazoa; Chordata; Aves; Passeriformes; Paridae
Source: RefSeq, a predicted model, not a curated record
CUCCUCUGGGAUCUGUCUCCAACUUCAAGGUGAUGUCCCACACCAGCACCAGCCUGUCCUUGGCCUGGAGCGCCACAGCCGCUGCCACCAAAUUCAAACUCACCUGGAGCCCCAUGGGAGCAGGCAAAGGAAAACAGGUUGCCAGGACUCGCUACCUGGGCAGCAGAGUGUUGGCUCAUCGGAUUGAGCACCUGGUGCCCAACACCCUGUACAGGGUCAGUGUCCGGGCUGUGUUCAGCAGGACCGAGGGGCCAGAGGUGGUCCUGACUCACCACACAGCUCCUUCUGGAGAUUCCAACCCCAUCCUGACCAUCCAGGACCUGAGGGUUACUGACAUAGGUGUAAACACUUUGAAGCUGGCUUGGAAAAAGCUUCCUGGGAUAAGUCACUACAAGAUAUCCUGGGAGCCAUCCAAUGGCGACUCGGAAUCCUCCCAGCUGGUCCCAGUGGAUGCCGCUUCCUUUGCCAUUCCCAAACUGAAGGACAACACCAGCUACACCAUCUCCGUGUCUGCGGUGGGAAAGGGACGGGAGGGAAAGCCCGCGGUGCUCACA